Molecule: messenger RNA, 1311 nt
Organism: Dermacentor andersoni
Lineage: Eukaryota; Metazoa; Arthropoda; Arachnida; Ixodida; Ixodidae
Source: RefSeq, a predicted model, not a curated record
UAUGCCGCAGUUAAACCUAAACCAGCUUCUUUUGCAGGUGUCCAUUGGAGAUCCGCAGCGGGCAAACAAAACCUUGCCCGACGGCCUUUCUAUACGUCGCACGACGCUGAAGGGCACUCAGUACGGCGUGUUCGCCACAAAACCGCUGCCCAAGAGAAUCUUCUUCGGGCCUUACGAAGGCGUGCGCCGGGAAACACUGCAAACGCCGGAGACCAGAUUCCUGCGCAAGGUUCACACAGGCACCAAGGGUCGCCUGGUAGACGGCCGCCCGCUGGCGCUGUCCAACUGGAUGCGUUACGUGAACAGCGCUCCGGCCGGACAGGACCCCAAUUUGGUCGCCUUUGAGCGUGCCGGAGCCAUUUAUUACAGAACGUGCAAGGCGGUGGGAGCAUUCGAGGAGUUGCUCCUCUUGGACGAAACAGCUGACGCGCGAAAGUCAAGUGCCUCAGUGACGCAGAAGAAGGAUUCUCUCCGGCCACGAGAGGUAUUUUCCUGCACUAAAUGCGGGGACUGCUUCUCUUCGCAAAUGUGCCUUGAAAGGCACAAUCGCCAUCAUCACACCGAGAGGCCGCAGGGCGCGCACAGUUGUUCUACAUGCGGCUACUCCACUAACCAAAGAUGGCGGUUCGACCAGCACAGCUUGACUCACACAGGAGAAAGGCCGUACGUGUGCGAAAUAUGCAAAAAGGACUUCACAUGGCGCACCGACCUCAAUGUCCACUUGCUGGCCCACACUCAAGAGAGGCCGUACGAGUGCCCAGAAUGCGGCGAGCGCUUCAACUGCCCAUCUCACCUGCACCGCCACAAAAAAAUGCACUCGGGCGACCCACGGCCGCACGUCUGUCCUGACUGCGGCAAAUGCUACGCGAGAAAAGACUACCUCAAGGUGCACGUGCUCACCCACGUGGCAGAGCGUCGGUACGAAUGCGCGGAAUGCGGCAGGAAGUUUGCUGACCCGAGUAACGCCAGACAUCACUACCUUUUUGUGCACGCCAAGCAGUAUCCGCUCUCAUGUCCGCAUUGCGGUCAGGGAUUUGCAAGUCGGCGUGACGUACGGCGACACGUGCGAGCGAGGCACGAUGGCCAAGAAGAUUGACUGCAAGGCUGGCACGACUUACUUGAGGAUUGGCGUCGCAGCAGGCAGUGCUGCCCAAUAAAAUUUUCGCCACAAGAUCGUGACGAACAAAACGCUUUCAGCAACUCAACUGAACGCACGGUAAGAACAGAUGUUUACUGAGCAUUUGUCCAGUGGCAUGAAAACACACUGCACAGAAAAAGGCAACACAGGCGAAUAAUGUUUGUUAGUUUCGU